AUGCGCUUCUCGCGGUCGCUGUCCAGCCCCCGGACACCGGUGGAGGUACAGCGCGCAGGCCGUGCGGCAUUCCGGAACUCCGGAAUGCUCCAGGUCUUGAUCGAACAGUGGACAGCGUGUUCUGGCUGCUGGUCUCAAAGCGAUUUUUACUAUCAGGUAAAGCAGCGGAGGCGACAUCGCCAGAUGGGAUCACGAAAAUGGAUGUGUAAAAGUGAGAUAGAAGCAAAGUUCGGAUCGAAAGAAGUAGCCCAGCAAAUCAUUGCUGCCAAGAGCAGUGAUCCAGAGAUUGCCCAGUCGCACAUCCGUGCGAAUCCGGACUUGCACGGAUUGGACAGCGAAGAAACCCGACAAUACCUGAUAUGGGAUCACGACGGGGACGAAAGCGUGGUUGACAACGUCACGACAACGUUGUUUGCAGCAGCAGACAAGGAUGAUGGUAGGUCCAAAACCAGAGCAGUGAAGGACAAGAAAGGACGCAAGAAAGACGAAGACAAAGGCAAGAAGAAAAAGAAGUCAUCAAGUUCCGACAGCAGUUCAAGCUCUGUCAGCUCCAAGAAGUCAAGCUCCACGCCACGCAAGGAGGCACACCAAGAGCUUUGGAAUCCAAAUGACAAGAAGCAUCCGAAGAAAGGUAAGAAAGGUGGAAAGAAGGUGAAGAAAGAUAAAGCCAAGAAAGGCAAAGGCAAGAAGAAGUCUUCUAGCUCAUCAUCAUCGUCUGAACCUCGCGAAACUGAAGAGGAACGAAAGAAGCGAGAAGAGAAAGAGAGAGCUGAGGAAGAGAAAAGGAAAGCAGCUGAGAAGGAGAAGGAGAAAAAGGAAGCAUUCAAGAAAGAUCUACGAAAGGGGACUCAGGCGCUCUCGAAGAUCUGCAGCCUGAUUGCAAAAGCCACAACUCUUGAUGACCGCCUUCGCAAUAUGAGUGCAUCUGUGAAAGGGGCCAUCUUGGCGGAAGUGACGCCCCACUUGUCCAAAAUGAAGAGUGCCCGCGACCGCUUGCAGAAAUCCUGCGAUGCCGCCAAGGUGGAUGCACUGGGAUCAGUGCUGGAGGAUGCCAACAAGAGCGAUGCGGCUGGGAGUGGUUUCACCCAGAAUGUGGAGAUGCUUGCCACCCUGAUGUACUUCAACUUGGUGGACGCGCAGCCGCCAGUGCUGUCUCGAGGGCCAAGUCCCGUCGCGCCAGAGGAGACUGCAGAGGACCUGGCCGAAGCGCUUCGGUGCUUCAAAGCCGGCGACUUCCAAAAUGCGAUUCCACUGGCGCGCAAGGAGCUGCCGGAAGACCCCACAGAUGCGGGGGACGCUUGGAGGGCGGCGAUGGAUCGCUUAGCGGCAGCUCAUGAGACAGCGGGAGAUGUGGAGCGGGCGGAAGCCUUGUACUUGCGGAUGUUGGCUUGGAGAGAAGGAGCUGAUCAGUUUGAGGCCGGGAACUUCGAGGUUGGCCACAUGCUCUUCAAGAAGAGUUGCAGCUACAGGUCGGUGGAGGACGCCACAUGGUUCUUGCACCACGUGAAGCCGGACGAUGGGCACGUGGGACUGGAGGCUGUGGCUCUCUUGGCCUUGGGCGAGGAGGUUGCCGCCAAAGCCGCCAUCGCUGUAUGGACCUUAGCACUGAGAGCCUCUCAAAGAGAGCAGCUCACUGUAGCGGGUGCCCUGGAGCUGACAGCCAAGGCCAUCGCCUUCCACGGGAACAAUGCGGAGCUCCAGGCCGCAGGCUGCGGCCUGCUGCGGCUCCUGUGUGGCGGUCAUCGGUUGGCCGCCCGGAACCGCCGUCGCUUGGUCUUCCUGGGCGGGGUGGAGUCGGUGCUCUCAGCGAUGCAGAACUUCCCCGAGGACUGGGAGGUGGCUCGUGAAGCCUGUGGCGCUUUGCGGGCCAUGGCGCAUAAGAAUCCGGCCCCUCGCAUGAGAAUUCGAGUGUCUCGCAGGUCUCAGGCAGGCGACAGGUCUGAACAGAGCGAAGAAGGUUGGUUUGAUGGGGUUGUUGGAGCUGAAAAUCUCAGGUGA
Messenger RNA from Durusdinium trenchii, 1998 nucleotides. The record is from the annotation of a GenBank genome assembly. NCBI's taxonomy places the organism in Eukaryota, Dinophyceae, Suessiales, Symbiodiniaceae.